Messenger RNA from Penicillium samsonianum, 930 nucleotides. RefSeq names its product putative GPI anchored cell wall protein (Dan4). The transcript has a single exon. The coding region runs from base 1 to 930 and encodes 309 amino acids. The record is from RefSeq and is a predicted model, not a curated record. NCBI's taxonomy places the organism in Eukaryota, Fungi, Ascomycota, Eurotiomycetes, Eurotiales, Aspergillaceae.
AUGCUGCGUAUCAGCUUUCUUCAAUUGCUCUUUGUGACACUGCUCGCUCUGUCUGCGGUCUUCGCAGUAGACGCAGUACCGGGGACCUCGCAACGUGAGUCUCUCCAAGAAGCGCCCGCCGACAUCAAGGUAGCCUCGCUUCAUGAUGCUCUGCACGCUCUAUCCGCCAAAUUCCGUCAUGGAAUCUUCCCGACUGACCUUGAUGCUGCCGAAGCUCUGCAAGGUGAAGAACCCAACAUUGCUAGCCUGAUCAAGCUCGCCAAGCGCCAGGACAAUGCCACUGCCAGCUCGGCCCCGGCUUCUAUUGUGACCACUGCCAACACCGAAUCAACCACUGAUCCGGCCACCACCUCGGCUGCUGAGACCAGUGCGACCAGUGAGCCCACCUCGGCGCCGUCUAGCACUGAGUCAACUACCACCACUCAGCCAACCGUCACCUCGGCCAGCUCUACCAGUGAGCCCACCACCAGUUCUUCCAGCUCUGUAUCUGUCCCCACCGAGACCUCCAGCACGGUCUCGACCCAGACUACUGCUCAGCCGACCACUGCCACUACUGCGUCCUCGACCACCCAGACCACUCACUCGGAGACUACCAGUGUUCCUUCGACUCUGUCAACUACCAAGAGCACUUCAUCUAGCUCGUCUACCUCAACCACCAGCAAUCAAUCAACUACCUCUGCUCAUACCACUGAGAACACCAGCUUGAGCACUUCCACCUUCAAGAGUACAACCACCAUGCCCGACGGCAGCCUGAGCACCAUUACCUCUAUCACGGUGAUCACCCCAUCGGCAACCGGCAAAGCCUCGGAGGCCACCACUGCCGGCAAGCCCGGUCUGCAGACAGGCAAUGCUGCCGCGAUGGUUACUGGCAUUGGUCGUGAGGUUGUCGCCAUGGUUGGUGGCGCCGUCGUGGUCGCAAUGGCUCUGUAA